AUGGAUCAGGCCAAGCGGGUCAUACUACGAUUGCGAGAAGCUGAGCAAGAUGAAGAGGACCUGUACGAACCAGUUCGGUUGUAUCUCGAGAAAAACGGCCGCUCAGUCGAAGAACUCAACUCUGACCGCCAUUUUGUCCAUAUCCAGCCGUCGAACCCUGACAUACCCCAGGUCGACCCAAAAAUCCACAUUAUCAUAGAUAUUGAAGUAGACAAGUUCACUGGGAAUCAUGUUAAUGCUGACUUUCCCCAUGAGUUGUACCGGGUCCGUCGUGUUGAUGGCCAGAUGACGAUGUUUACCUUCAAGAAUGCUGUCUGGUAUUCUAACUUUCUCCAUAAGCUCCGCGCGAUUACAGACGAGGCUUAUCCUUGGGGAAUGACCACCUAUGACUAUAGGCGCGGGAACAGUGUCGAGACCCACACGCGAACGGUUUCGAAUUGA
Uncinocarpus reesii 1704 is the source of this 441-nucleotide messenger RNA. RefSeq lists its product as uncharacterized. Bases 1 to 441 code for a protein of 146 amino acids. Lineage: Eukaryota; Fungi; Ascomycota; Eurotiomycetes; Onygenales; Onygenaceae. The transcript has 2 exons. The record is from RefSeq and is a predicted model, not a curated record.